Molecule: messenger RNA, 1491 nt
Organism: Dama dama (fallow deer)
Lineage: Eukaryota; Metazoa; Chordata; Mammalia; Artiodactyla; Cervidae
Gene: UBE2D1
Product: ubiquitin conjugating enzyme E2 D1
Exons: 7
Coding region: 218-661 (147 amino acids)
Biological process (GO): protein polyubiquitination; ubiquitin-dependent protein catabolic process
Cellular component (GO): nucleus
Molecular function (GO): ubiquitin conjugating enzyme activity
Source: RefSeq, a predicted model, not a curated record
GUCUCGCCGGCGUCCCCGCCCGCACACUCGCACACACUAGCGCUCGGGCGCACUCGGAGCAGGCACCCGCGCCCAGAGCGAGCCAGACAGCAGCGAGCCGGGGACCCACCCGGCUGAGCCAGCCGAGCAGCCGGCGAUCCGAGGCCGCACUACCCCACGCCCCCGAGCCCUGCAGCCGUCUCCCGCUGGCCGGUGUCCCCGCCGCCCUCCCUGACCGAUGGCGCUGAAGCGGAUUCAGAAAGAGUUAAGUGAUCUACAACGUGACCCACCUGCUCACUGUUCGGCUGGACCUGUGGGAGAUGACUUGUUCCACUGGCAAGCAACUAUUAUGGGGCCUCCUGAUAGCGCAUAUCAAGGUGGAGUCUUCUUUCUCACUGUACAUUUUCCGACAGACUAUCCUUUUAAACCACCAAAGAUUGCUUUCACAACAAAAAUUUACCAUCCAAACAUAAACAGUAAUGGAAGUAUUUGUCUUGAUAUCCUGAGGUCACAGUGGUCACCAGCUCUGACUGUGUCAAAAGUUUUAUUGUCCAUAUGUUCUCUGCUUUGUGACCCUAAUCCAGAUGAUCCCUUAGUACCAGAUAUUGCACAAAUCUAUAAAUCAGACAAAGAAAAAUACAACAGACAUGCAAGAGAAUGGACUCAGAAAUAUGCAAUGUAAAAUCAAAAAAAAUUUCAUAUAUACCAGAGUACUGUAAAAUCUAGGUUUUUUCAACAUUAGCAGUAAAUUGAGCACUGUUUACUGUUUCAUUGUACCAUGAAAUCCUUUGAUUUUUACCCAUUUUAAAUGUAUUUCUGAAGCAAGACAAAACAAACUUCCAAAAAUAUUCUUGAGACUGUGAUGAGAGCAUUUAUCAUUUUGUAUGCAUUGAGAAAGACAUUUAUUAUGGUUUUUAAGAUACUUGGACAUCUGCAUCUUCAGCUUACAAGAUCUACAAUGCAUCUGAAAAGCAACCAAAUUAUUUUUUGCUGAAACUAGAUGUUUUUACAUGAAAAAUACUGUAUGUGUUAUCUAAGAUGUUGUCAGUUUUAUAAAUCUGUAUUCAGAUUUCAUUCUUUGUUAGCUCACUUUAUAAUUUGUAUUUUUUUACUGUAUAGACUAAAUAUAUUCUAUUUACAUGUAUGUCAACUUGUUACUUUUUUCCUGUGAACAGUAUUGAAAAAACCCAACAGCUGAUAAUGGAAUGAAUUAACUGUCUCCCUUGUCUUGGGGUAUUCUGUAGAUUGACUGCAGAUUUCUUAAACCUGAAAUGAUCUUUACACUGUAAUUCUCAGUAUACUGAUUAUGGAGAAACACUUGUUUUGAUUUUGUUAUACUUGACUUAACUUUAUUACAAUGUGAAUUAAUUGCACUGCUAAGUAGAAAGAUGUAUAACUUUUAUUUGUUGCUAUUCACAUCUGAAUUUUUUUCUGUAUAGGCAAUAUUAUAUUGACACCUUUUACAGAUCUUAAUGUAGCUUUUUCCAUUUAAAUAAAAUGCUUUUUCUACUA